Gadus chalcogrammus (walleye pollock) is the source of this 1096-nucleotide messenger RNA. RefSeq names its product protein mono-ADP-ribosyltransferase PARP12. Bases 359 to 1096 code for a protein of 245 amino acids. NCBI's taxonomy places the organism in Eukaryota, Metazoa, Chordata, Actinopteri, Gadiformes, Gadidae. The transcript is spliced from 5 exons. Gene Ontology annotation, molecular function: metal ion binding. The record is from RefSeq and is a predicted model, not a curated record.
AGACCUACAACUUAUCUAUGGGUUGUGUUAGCAAAGGGGUUUGUGCAGCCUAAUUGUGCUUUAUGUCUUUAUUGUAUUAGCCUACUACAAUUGAUAACAAAGAAAAAUAAUAGAAAUGAACCAAUUAAUCGAUAGCUAAUUAAUAUGAUCUAAAACAGCCUGUUAUAAAAUAAUGUUAAGAAACCCGAGGAAGUCCGGUGCUGUUUCGUUUACAGCAUGUUAUUAGGUUUCGUUUUCCAAUCGUAAGAACAGGAAACUCAUGCCGAAUGCAUGAAUAGCCGCGACCAACCAAGUCCAAACUUCAAAGCCGUGUUCAACUUGGAGUGAGAGGCCAGUGAAUAGGCUACAGGGCGUUGAAAUGGAAUCGGCGAUAGUCAAAUAUCUCUGUGGGAACCUCGGAUCCACAAACAGGGAUGAACUGGUGGCCAACUGUGUGUUUGGUGACGCCUCGACGGUGAACGAGAUCAUCAGCAACCGAGACCGGUUCGCCAACGCGCAUUAUAAUGGAGAGAAGCUUCUGAUCGCCAAGACGGCUCUCCGACUGUGCAGAAGGCUGGUGUGCGCUGGACCUGGAUGCAGCAGUUUACAUCUCUGUAAAACAUACCUGUACGGCGAGUGCCAGUUUCCUGGAAGGCAGGCCAGGUGUUCUUUCUCCCACGACCUCCACUCCGAACACAACGCCGGACUUAUGAGAACACACGGCUUGGAAGAUCUGGACAAGAAGGAGAUAUGUGUGUUGCUGCUGCAGAACGACAUGGACCUGCUCCCCUCUGUGUGCUUCGACUACAACAACACCGGAUGCCAGGAGGGCUGCAAAAGGAUCCACAUCUGUGAUAACUACCUGCGUCGUAACUGCUGCUGCUCGCUGGCCCACGACUUCUACGAGCCGCAGCCCUUCGAGGUGCUGCAGAAGAGCCGCAUCCCCAACGACCUCAUGGCGGCCAUGAAGCCGCUGUACAUCAACAAGAAGGUCCUGAGUGGCAUCGAGCACAAGGCCAAGAAGGCCGGACAGACCAAUCAGGUCCCUGGGACCGAGCUGGAGCUCCAAGAGGUGGAGCUGGUGGAAGGAAAAGACCGCCUCGAGAACAACGACUAA